CUCGGCGGCGGAUGGAUAUUUUACAACACUACGACUGUGGCUCCAGAAAGUGCUAGAAGCGGCACAGCAACAGGAACCCUUUCAGAGCCUGUGAUUGGUUGGCACAGUUGUUUGUUUGACCUGCGAUUGGUUGCUGUGGUACACAGGAUGACUGGAACUUUCUGGGUGGGACGUCCAGUUACACGUCAAUAGGUUUCGCAACAAACAAGUCACACCAGUUUCGUCUGGACUUUAUUCAGUAGUUGGGUAAAUACAUUCCUGUUCUUUGACUUGACAUGACUAAAAAUGGAGCUUGUGAAACAUACAGGUGGCUGCCACUGUGGUGCUGUAAGAUUUGAAGUAUUGAGUUCCCCAGACCUCCAUGUUUUUCAUUGCAAUUGUAGUAUUUGCACCAAGAAACAAAACCACCAUUUCAUCAUCCCAAAAAGCCAAUUCACCCUCCUACAGGGGUUGGAUAAUCUGACCACGUACACGUUUAACACUCACGUUGCUAAACACACCUUCUGUAAAACCUGUGGGGUUCAAAGUUUCUACUCACCCCGCUCCAACCCUGACGGAUACGGUGUUUCUCCGCACUGUUUGGAUCCAGGUACUGUUCGCAGUGUCACAGUGGAGAAGUUUUGUGGAGAGAAAUGGGAGGAAAGCAUGCAAACUCACAAAACCAUCAGAGACAUGUCUAAACCUGUACAGGAAAAAUAACACAGCUGUGAUAUAAAAAUCAAACCUUUUAAUCAACAUUGUAUCAGAAAUAUUGAACCGUAUUUUCAAUGAUUUAUCAAAUAAUACAAUGAAGAAAAAUGUAACCAUUUGGAAAAACUCAAAAACCCAGUGUUGUUUUAAUGUAGUAGUAUGAAGUUGCUUCUGUAGCAAAAAGACAAGAAAUUACUAAUAUUAAUAAACAUUUCAAAAUGGU
Molecule: messenger RNA, 913 nt
Organism: Amphiprion ocellaris (clown anemonefish)
Lineage: Eukaryota; Metazoa; Chordata; Actinopteri; Pomacentridae
Gene: cenpv
Product: centromere protein V
Exons: 6
Coding region: 286-699 (137 amino acids)
Molecular function (GO): carbon-sulfur lyase activity
Source: RefSeq, a predicted model, not a curated record